AUGGCUUCAGAUCGCGAUGUCCUUCCAGCAUGGGCUAAGCCCUCGCACUAUGACCUCUCCCUCUACGACCUCGAAUUCGGCGGCAAGUUUGGAUACCACGGCACCGUUAAGAUCAAUACAAAGAUUACCAAGGAUGACGGCUUCAGCACGCUCGUUCUCAACGCUCACCAGCUCAAGCUCAAGAGCGCCGAGCUGAAGGCUGGCGAUAAGACAUACCCAGCCAAAGACUUCAGCUACGAUGAGAAGAGGCAGCAGGUUACGCUGAACUUUGGCGACAGCAUCACCUACACUGGCGAGACUGUGCUGGAGAUCCAGUUCCAGGGCGCUGUCAACAACGUCAUGGCUGGUUUCUACCGCUCCAAGUACAAGCCCAAGGGCGAAGUUCCUGCGUCUGUAGCCAAGGACGACGAGUUCCACUACAUGUUCAGCACCCAGUUCGAAGCUUGCGACGCCCGUCGCGCCUUCCCUUGCUUCGACGAACCCAACCUCAAGGCUACGUUUGACGUUGAGCUCGAAGUACCCAAGGACCAGGUUGCACUUAGCAACAUGCCUGAGAAGGAAAUUAAGCCUAGCAAGCGGGACGGCUUCCAUACUGUUGCGUUUGAGAGGUCACCCAUCAUGUCGACAUACCUCUUGGCAUGGGCUAUUGGUGACUUUGAGUACGUCGAGGCUUUCACCGAGCGCAAGUACAACGGCAAGAACAUCCCAGUCAGGGUCUAUACGACUCGCGGUCUGAAGGAGCAGGGACGCUUUGCCUUGGACAAUUGCCAUAAGAUUGUCGAUCACUUUUCUGAAAUCUUCCAAAUUGAUUAUCCUCUUCCCAAGGUCGACCUGCUGGCCGUUCAUGAAUUUUCACACGGAGCCAUGGAGAACUGGGGUCUCAUCACCUACAGAACGACCGCAGUACUUUUCGACCCUGCGACUUCCGCAGACAGCUACCGAAACCGGGUAGCCUAUGUUGUAGCUCACGAGCUUGCCCACCAGUGGUUCGGUAACCUUGUCACCAUGGACUGGUGGAGCGAGCUGUGGCUCAACGAGGGUUUUGCUACCUGGGUCGGAUGGCUUGCUAUUGACCAUCUUUAUCCAGAGUGGAAUGUCUGGGGACAGUUUGUCACUGAUUCCGUGCAACAAGCUUUCGCUCUUGACGCCCUGCGCACCUCUCACCCCAUCGAAGUGCCUGUAUACGACGGCCUGGAGGUUGACCAGAUUUUUGAUCACAUUUCCUACUUGAAGGGAUCUUCCGUCAUUCGUAUGCUGAGUGCUCAUCUUGGCGAGAAGGUCUUCUUGCAAGGUGUUGCAGACUACCUCAAGGCCCACCAGUACUCCAACGCAACCACCAAUGAUCUAUGGUCUGCUCUGAGCAAGGCUUCUGGCCAGGACGUCAACAGCUUCAUGGACCACUGGGUCCGCAGGAUAGGUUUCCCUGUCGUCACCGUCGCCGAAGAGCCUGGUCAAAUCGGGCUUCGCCAGCAACGCUUCCUUCUCGCCGGCAACGUUAAGCCGGAAGAGGACCAAACUACUUGGUGGAUCCCGCUGGGUCUUCACACUGGUGACUCACCCUCUACGGCGUCCGUUCACGGAACCACUGCCUUGACACAAAAGGAAGACACAGUCCGGGAUGUCAGCCAGGGUUUCUACCAGCUCAACAAGAACCUUACUGGCUUCUACAGAACUAACUACCCUCCGGACCGUCUGAAGAAGCUCGGAGAAGCCCGCGACCAGCUUACUGUACAAGACAAGAUCGGUCUUGUUGGCGAUGCAUAUGCCAAUGCUGUAGCUGGAUACGGAUCUACUGCUGGCCUGCUCGCACUAGCAGAACGCUUCCAGGACGAAUCCGACUACCUUGUUUGGUCCCAAAUUCUUACCAACAUUGGUAAUGUCCGGAGUGUGUUCUCCGGUAGCGAGGAUAUCAGUGAAGCUUUGAGAAAGUACCACCUCAAGCUCAUUACACCGGCUGUCGAGAAGGUUGGAUGGGAGUUCAAGGAUGGUGAGAGCUACCUUGUCGGUCAGCUGCGUGCUAGCCUUCUCCUAUCUGCAGGUAUCGUUGGCCACCAGGCUACUGUUGAUGAGGCGCUGAAGAGAUUUGACGCGUACGUCUCUGGUGGAGACAAGAAGGCCAUCCACCCUUCGCUCCGCCGGGCCGUCUUUUCCACAGCCAUCAAGAACCGUGGCGAGCCAGCGCUCAAGGCUGUGCAGAAUGAAUACCUCAACACAACAUCCAUUGAUGGAAAGGAAAUUUGCCUAGGCUCGCUUGGCCGUGUGCAAACACCUGAGCUUGCGAAACAAGUCAUGGAUUUCGUCUUCUCGGAUGCCGUAGCCAUGCAAGACAAGCACUCGUCAACGAUCGCUCUCGCAAACAACUCAAAGGUGCGAGUAGAAGUAUGGCACUACAUCCGCGACAACUGGGAUUCCAAGGUUCACCCUGCACUCUCUGGAAACCCUGUCGUGCUAGAGCGCUUCCUGAGAUUUGGUCUCAACAAGUUUACCGAUGCUGCUGUCGCGGACGACAUUCAGAAGUUCUUCUCCAACAAGGAUACCAGAGGUUACAACAAGGGCCUUGAGGUUGUGGAUGACACGAUCCGCAGUUACGCUGCCUAUGCUGCACGAGACGAGAAGGUCGUGCGGGAGUGGCUGAGUGCAAACGGCUACUUGGGUUGA
Bipolaris oryzae ATCC 44560 is the source of this 2658-nucleotide messenger RNA. RefSeq lists its product as uncharacterized. Gene Ontology annotation, biological process: proteolysis; peptide catabolic process. Gene Ontology annotation, cellular component: cytoplasm. Gene Ontology annotation, molecular function: metalloaminopeptidase activity; zinc ion binding; peptide binding. Lineage: Eukaryota; Fungi; Ascomycota; Dothideomycetes; Pleosporales; Pleosporaceae. The transcript has 6 exons. The record is from RefSeq and is a predicted model, not a curated record. Bases 1 to 2658 code for a protein of 885 amino acids.